CACACACAUACACACAGCUGGCAGUCGCAUCACCUCCCACCCUCCGGCGUUUCCUCUACCCCGGAGGAGAGGACACCAACACCGCGGCGUGAGGCGGCUACCUGGGCACCAUGAGCGCUCAAUCGCGCUCCCUGUCACGGGGAAGGGAGGCCGUGAUCUGACACGGCUUAACGUGGCAGCGACACUGCCCACCGUUGCCCAGCUCUGUGACACCCCGGACCUCCCCUGGGCGCCAGCUCCUCGGCUCCAAGCGGCCCAGAGACAAGCCGGAUUAUUUUUUCUUUCUUUCUGGAAAUUGGCUUGUGUGCUUCCCCACCUCCCUCCUCCCCCACGCAGCUUCCCCCACCCCCCCGCGCUUUUUUUUUUUUUUUUUUUUUUUUUUUUUGAGACAUGGCCCGGGCAGUGGCUCCUGGAAGAGGAACAAGUGUGGGAAAAGAGAGAGGAAACCGGAGCUAAAUGACAGGAUGCAAGUGACUUGAGACACAAAAAGAGAAGCCUUGCUCUCCGAUCAAGGCAUUGCCUCGCUGCUUUCCUUUCUCCAAGACGGACUGAGGAUUUUACAGCUCUAGGCGGAGUUGGAGCGCUUCGGAUUGUUUAGAUUCCCCUCUUUGCUCUAUUUUCCCCGCACGUCCUCGUUCUCCCGAGUCUGCUGGGGAUCCGGCGAAGGGAGAAUGGAGAGGGGGCCGCAGCUCCUCUGCGCCGCGCUCGUCCUCGCCCUCGCCCUCGCCCCCGCCCCGGCCAGCGCUUUUCGCAACGAUAAAUGUGGCGAUAUUAUAAAAAUUGAAAGCCCGGGGUACCUUACAUCUCCUGGUUAUCCUCAUUCUUAUCACCCAAGUGAAAAAUGUGAAUGGCUGAUUCAGGCUCCCGAGCCAUACCAGAGAAUUAUGAUCAACUUCAACCCUCACUUCGAUUUGGAGGACAGAGACUGCAAGUAUGACUACGUGGAAGUCAUUGAUGGAGAAAAUGAAAAUGGACGUUUAUCGGGAAAGUUCUGUGGAAAGAUUGCCCCUUCUCCUGUAGUAUCUUCAGGGCCAUUUCUUUUUAUCAAAUUUGUCUCUGACUAUGAGACACAUGGUGCAGGAUUUUCCAUACGUUAUGAAAUUUUCAAGAGAGGUCCUGAGUGUUCCCAGAACUACACAACCCCUAAUGGAGUGAUAAAGUCCCCCGGAUUCCCUGAAAAAUAUCCCAACAGCCUUGAAUGCACUUAUAUUAUCUUUGCACCAAAGAUGUCAGAGAUUAUCCUGGAAUUUGAAAGCUUUGACCUGGAGCCUGACUCCAAUCCUCCAAGGGGGAUGUUCUGUCGCUAUGACCGCCUGGAAAUCUGGGAUGGAUUCCCCGAUGUUGGCCCUCACAUUGGGCGUUACUGCGGACAGAAAACACCAGGUCGAAUUCGUUCCUCAUCCGGCAUUCUAUCCAUGGUUUUUUAUACUGACAGUGCCAUAGCAAAAGAAGGCUUUUCAGCAAACUACAGUGUCCUGCAGAGCAGCGUCUCAGAAGAUUUCAAAUGUAUGGAAGCUCUGGGCAUGGAAUCAGGAGAGAUUCAUUCUGACCAAAUCACAGCUUCUUCCCAGUAUAGCACUAACUGGUCUUCAGAACGCUCCCGCCUGAAUUACCCUGAGAAUGGGUGGACUCCUGGAGAAGAUUCCUACAGAGAGUGGAUACAGGUGGACUUGGGCCUUCUGCGCUUUGUCACUGCUGUUGGGACACAGGGAGCCAUUUCAAAGGAAACCAAGAAGAAAUACUACGUCAAGACUUACAGAAUAGAAAUUAGCUCCAAUGGGGAAGACUGGGUCACCAUAAAAGAAGGAAAUAAACCUGUUAUCUUUCGGGGAAACACCAACCCCACAGAUGUCGUGUUUGGAGUUUUCCCCAAACAACUGAUAACUCGAUUUGUCCGAAUCAAACCAGUCACAUGGGAAACUGGCAUAUCUAUGAGGUUUGAAGUGUACGGCUGCAAGAUAACAGAUUAUCCUUGCUCUGGAAUGCUGGGUAUGGUGUCUGGACUUAUUUCUGACUCCCAGAUUACAGCAUCAAACCAAGGGGACAGAAACUGGAUGCCUGAAAAUAUUCGCCUUGUGACCAGUCGCUCUGGCUGGGUACUGCCCCCCGCACCUCACCCGUACACAAAUGAGUGGCUCCAAGUGGACCUGGGGGAGGAGAAGAUUGUGAGGGGCAUCAUCAUUCAGGGAGGGAAGCACCGGGACAACAAGGUAUCCAUGAGGAAAUUCAAGAUCGGGUACAGCAACAAUGGUUCCGACUGGAAAAUGAUCAUGGACGACAGCAAACGCAAGGCUAAGUCUUUUGAAGGCAAUAGCAACUAUGAUACACCUGAGCUACGGACUUUCCCACCUCUUUCCACACGAUUCAUCAGGAUCUACCCUGAGAGAGCCACUCAUGGUGGCCUAGGGCUGAGGAUGGAGCUGCUGGGCUGUGACGUGGAAGCACCUACAGCUGGACCGACCACUCCCAAUGGGAACCUGGUGGAUGAAUGUGACGAUGACCAGGCCACCUGCCACAGCGGAACAGGUGAUGACUUCCAGCUCACAGGUGGUACCACUGUGCUGACCACAGAAAAGCCAACCAUAAUAGACAGCACAAUCCAAUCAGAGUUUCCAACAUAUGGUUUUAACUGUGAAUUUGGCUGGGGUUCUCACAAGACAUUCUGUCACUGGGAACAUGACAACCAAGUGCAACUCAAGUGGAGUGUGUUGACCAGCAAAACGGGACCUAUCCAGGAUCACACAGGAGAUGGCAACUUCAUCUACUCACAAGCUGAUGAAAACCAGAAGGGCAAAGUGGCUCGCCUGGUGAGCCCUGUGGUUUAUUCCCAGAACUCUGCCCAUUGCAUGACCUUCUGGUAUCACAUGUCUGGUUCCCACGUGGGCACACUGAGAGUCAAACUGCGCUACCAGAAGCCAGAGGAGUAUGACCAGCUGGUCUGGAUGGCCAUUGGACACCAAGGAGACCACUGGAAGGAAGGUCGUGUCCUGCUCCACAAAUCUCUGAAACUUUACCAGGUGAUUUUUGAGGGUGAAAUCGGAAAAGGAAACCUUGGCGGGAUUGCAGUGGAUGACAUUAGCAUUAAUACCCACAUUUCACAAGAGGACUGUGCAAGACCGGCAGACCUGGAUAAAAAGAACACGGAAAAUAAAAUUGAUGAAACAGGGAGCACCCCAGGAUACGAGGACACGGGAGAAGGUGACGAGAACAUCUCCAGGAAGCCAGGCAACGUGCUGAAGACCUUGGACCCCAUCCUCAUCACCAUCAUCGCCAUGAGUGCGCUGGGUGUCCUCCUGGGUGCUGUCUGUGGGGUUGUCCUGUAUUGUGCCUGUUGGCACAACGGGAUGUCAGAAAGAAACUUAUCUGCCCUGGAGAACUAUAACUUUGAACUUGUGGAUGGCGUGAAGUUGAAAAAAGACAAACUGAACACACAGAGUACUUACUCCGAGGCAUGAAGGCAGACAGAUGAAAAGUCGAGUCAGAGAACUGAGGUGGAAGGACGUGACUUGAGUGUGUUGAUCUUCUUUCACUGUACAGGCUGGAAAAUGCGUUGAUGACGCUGAGCCAGGCUUUUCUCAGGAGCUUCAAUGAGUAUGGCCGACAGACAGGAACAAGUUAGCUGUGUUAACAAUCGGAAUCAUGUACAGUCAGCUUUUUUCCUUUGGUUUCAUUUGAAUAAUCAAAUGCUGGUGUUGAGACCAAGUAUGAUUGACUUGAUAAUUCAUUUUGACUCCCCUUCUCCUUCUCUCUCCUCUUUUAUGGAUUCUUUUCGGAAACUGUGCAAAAUCCAAGAUGCUGGCGCCAAGUGUAUUCAGUGUGGCCCUUUAGACGGACGUGCUGCCUGUAGCCCAGUGCCCAUAGUAUAUGAGAAUAACCGCAUUUCAGUGGACUCCUGAAGCCGUACCUGUGUAUAAUUGCCCGCGUCGUGCAUAGGCAACGAAGGAGUAGGAUGUUUUAUUUUUAAGUACUGUAGCCUCAGUACCAGUAUAGUGUGUCAGCUCUGUUUACGAAGCAAUACCGUCAAAUUUUCUUGAUGUUUUCCAGUGUUGUACUAAACCUCGUGCUUGUGAACUCCAUACAAAAAAACUGUGCCAUCACCAAACACUGCUGGCAACUGGCUGUCCUGUCGACAACCACAUCGAAAAAUCCUUGGCACUGGCUAGUCCAUGUCCUCUCAAGUGCCUUUUUGUUUGUACUGGUUCGCAUUAUGUUACAUUAACGACCUGCUCUGUUUCUCACUGGUGAAAGCCCUACUCUUUAAUCAAACCCUGGUGGCCCACUGACUAAGAAGAAAGUAUAUUUUAGUGUGAGACGUCAGCCCCCGGGAAGGCAAGGGCUCCGAAGAUUUGGCAACGUGGCUUAAUUGUUCUGCUUUUUCCAUAGUUCGAGUUCAUGUCUCUUGAUCCUUUUGUAUAAAGCUGCAAUAUUCUCUCCUCUUGUUCUUUCAUAUGGAAUGUAUUUUCAAAUGUAAACUCUUUCUCUCCUAUCUCUCCGUCUUUUUCUCUCUUAGAAUUUAAGCAUUUGCCAUUGUCCAGAAAAGAAAUUUGCAGCUUUAACCUGCUGGUAAUGGCAAAUAAUUUUACUAGACUUUAUGUUUAAAAAUAAAUAAGGGAAAUUUCUAACUCUGCCCUCCAAAGUCUAACUUUGGUUUGCUUGUUAACUGGUUAAAGUGACAGUAUCUUUUUUCCUUAAGCCAUUUGUCUGUCUAUUCCAAUCAAAAUGACCUUUGACAGAAACAUUUGCAUUUAAUAGAAAUAGUGAUAAGUUGAGAGAAGAAAUAAUAUGAAUUGGCUUUCAAGUGAGACCCAAAGGAAGGACUGAAUACAAUUCUCCAAAUAUCCCAAAACAUGAGAUUUUUACAUCCAAAUAUGCAAAAAUGACCCAUGAGAACCUUCUUGUUUUGGUACUGGGUCAGACAAAGGAAGUGGAAGAAAGAACAGUUAAUUUAAGAAAGCGACUAUAAAUCUUGGUGCCUGGUGGUAAAGUGUUUUCAGAUAAGAGGGUGGGGGAAAAAUGAGUAAAGUCAAAACAAAUGUUUUUAAAAAUCCAUUCAGCAGAAACCUGAAAAACAGAGACUUGGAUAAAUGCUUCUAGAAACUUCCAAUUGCUCACAAAGAAAAAGCCUGACUUGGGGCUGGGAACACCUAAGCCUCUAACAGCUCAGAGUAGUAAGCAUCUUAUCAGGCAGCAUGUGAAUUAAUCCAAAGAAGCUUUGGUUGUUUUCAGUGUAUUUGUGUCAUGCCAUGUUGUACAUAAGAACUUUUAAAUCUUCCUCCCUUCCUGCAUUGCUAUAGGUCUCACUCAAAUAUAUUUGUGGGAGUCACUUUUGCAUCAUGGACAAGACAGUCCAUUCAUCUUGGUUUAAUUGGAUUGAGAAUGCCUUUUGUUUCCAGGAAACUAUUGAUCAUUAUGUAAGAAUAGAUUUUUGUCCACAGAGACAUUCAUUCAGUUGUUAUAAUCAUAGCAGGACAAAAGCACUAAGACUUGAUUUUAUUUUAAGGCAAUGGACUUAAAGUUGUCCUCAGCCAAGGAAAAAUGAUACUGAAACUUUAAAUUUUAAAGUAUCUUGCACUGAUAAAUAUAUUUAAAAAUUAUAUGUUUAUAAAGUUAUUAAUUUGUAAAGGCAGUGUUACAAAAUGUUCAGUUUAUAUUGUUUUAGAUUGUUUCGUAAUUUUUAAAGGUGUAAAAUAACAUAUUUUUUCUUUAUUGAAAUCUAUAAAACUUUCUGUAGUAAAAUGUUUUCAUUUUACUGGUAUAUUAUUGCUUCAUGUUUUGUACCAUCAUAAAAUUUUGUGCAAAUUUUUUUUACAGAAAUUUUUAUUUUCUAUGACAAUAUGACACUUGUAAAUUGUUGUUUCAAAAUGAACAGCGAAGCCUUAACUUUAAAUGACAUUUGUAUUCUCAGACACUGAGUAGCAUAAAAACCGCAUAGAACUGAACUGUAACUUAAAUUCCAAACUAUGACUACUACAUUCCAAAGAAACAGUUGAAUUAAACAUUUUCAUAAAAUAUCCCAAAACUGAUGGCUUUUAUUAUAUUAGCUUUGUUAUUGUUAAAGAAAUUGGUAUUAUUCCAGCAUCAAAUAACUUUCAAGGUUUUUCUAAGUUCUCUUUUAAAAAUAAUAUCCUAAUAAGGAGAGAAGAUUAAGGAGACAUUUCCUGCAGGUAGAAAUAUCAGCCCAAACUGGACACUUGCCAAGAUAAGAAACAGAGAAUUUGACCUUAUAAGUGGAAAAUUUUCAACCUUAAAUCUUGUGUCAAAUGUUCUAUAUUCCAUUAGGUAAAGUUUUAUUUUUUUAAUGAAAUUCACAAAUACCUAUUGGUAAGUGUUGUUCUUGUAAAAAAAAUAGGUAAUAAAUCUGAUGGUGUUUAUGCUGUGCCUAUCUGAUAUUUAGGUGUAAGGCAAAGUUGAGCAUGGCAUUACAACUGACCAUUUGUAAUGCUUAGGAAAAAUUCUAUUUCAUCUGGGACCAAAAUAAUAGUAAUAAUAAUCAUUAAUAAUAAUAAUACCAAUGAUAAAGACAAUAGAAGUAUUGAGCCAAAGCAUGCUGAAUAGGACGCUGUAGAAAGAUUGUUCCGACGAUAUUGGCCUACCCUAAUCCUCAUAUCCACAGACCAAUAAUUCUUUCUUUAUCUUCCUUUAACUGUAGGAAAAUUUAUUUGGAAAGCAUAGGAACUCCAUGAGAGGUAGGAUGCUCCGCACAGCUCUUCACAGUAAAUCAAUAUUCCCACUUUUUUCUGGACGCUUACACCUUUUGCACCUUCUAAGAUUUAACAAGAAUAGGACAUGUUCCCUGCUGGGAGGGUUUUUAGGUCUCUCUGUUUAAAGAAAAGAGCCAGAGAUAGAGAUAGAGAUAGAGCCAGGUGAUUACUUUACUGAACUUAUAUUUACGCUCAUGGAUGUUUCCAAAAAACAUGAUGACUUGCAAGGAGUCUAUGAGAAUUAAUCCAAAAAUACUUUCUGAAAAAUGCCACGGCCUUUGGUAUACUUUACUUCUGUUUCAUUGUUUGAAAAGAUCUUAAACAUAGAUGAUUUUCACUUUUUUCUUAUCCCAAGUAAGCUGCUAAGCUAGGCCUUUCUUACUGGGUUUAAUGAGCUAAGUCACUGUAAAGUAUGUACUUGAAUAUUAAAAUUGUAAUACUCAAUAUAUACCGAUAAAAGAUGAAUACAAGUCACGUUUGACUUCGCAAUUACAAGAGGUGCUCAAAGUGGUUACCAUCAGCGUCCAGACACUUCUGAUUACGGCGAACGACUGCUUGAGUAACGGUGACGAAAGUGUCCACUUGUAUACAUUUUUUUGGCACCCCCGGU
This is a messenger RNA of Rhinolophus ferrumequinum (greater horseshoe bat), 7311 nucleotides long. It is a transcript of the gene NRP1, whose product is annotated as neuropilin 1. Bases 672 to 3455 code for a protein of 927 amino acids. Gene Ontology annotation, molecular function: vascular endothelial growth factor receptor activity; semaphorin receptor activity. Gene Ontology annotation, cellular component: membrane. The transcript is spliced from 18 exons. The record is from RefSeq and is a predicted model, not a curated record. Lineage: Eukaryota; Metazoa; Chordata; Mammalia; Chiroptera; Rhinolophidae. Gene Ontology annotation, biological process: angiogenesis; axon guidance; vascular endothelial growth factor signaling pathway.